Molecule: messenger RNA, 573 nt
Organism: Prorocentrum cordatum
Lineage: Eukaryota; Dinophyceae; Prorocentrales; Prorocentraceae
Source: the annotation of a GenBank genome assembly
AUGCUCGGAAAAUUCUUCGGAGCACAUGCGGAAGCCGACGCAGUCCCCUGCAGCGCCGGGGCCGCCGCGCCUGCGAGAUGCCGUCGGUGGCGGCAGGCAGGCCGCACCGCGCCUCCGAGGCCGGUGGCAGCGGCUGCCGAUCUGCGCCCCCGGCCGCGCCGCAGGCUCCAGGUGCAGGGCCUGUCGCUGCCCAGCGACAGGUCGGAGGCGGAGCUGGAGUCCGACAGCAGCCGCUGCGCUGGGGCCAGCGCGAGCGAGGCGUGCGAGGAGUGGGAGCAGGCCCUGUCGCUGCUCGGCGGUCUGUUGGAGGCAGCCUGUGAACCUGACGUCGUCAGCUACAAUGCUGGGAUCGGCGCGUGCGGGAUAGCGGGACAGUGGCAGCAGGCUCUGUCGUUGCUGAGUGAGAUGUGGGAGGCGGAAUUGGAUCCCGACGUCAUCAGCUACAAUGCUGGGAUCGGCGCGUGCGGCGCGUGCGAUACAGGGGGGCAGUGGCAGCAGGCUCUGUCGCUACUCAGCGAGAUGUCGGAGGUGAAGUUGGAGCCCGACGUCAUCUCAGCUACAACGCUGUGGUGA